AUGUCAAACGCUGCUUAAAAUAGUUACAGGCAAGAACGCAUGAGCGUAUAAAUAUAAGCUGAAAGAAAAGCUCUGAAAAGUUGAAUGCAGUGUUAUUAAACCGACCAGGUCAAAUAACAAGUUUAGAAGUUUUAUUAGGUUCUCCGUUUAAUUAAUAGUGAUACUUUGAAUCAAACGACAUUAAACAUGGGUGGAAACGAUAAUGGAUUAAAUGCGGCCACUAUUUUGGCAUAUUAUAUUCAGUACAAGGCGAACAAGUUCGGUGUUAAGUCGAACAGUUCGCCGAUCCGAAAUUUUCACAAGAACAAUGUCACUGAUGCGGUCGUUGAAUUAUGUGAGGAAUUUGAGCAUAGAUAUGCAAAGAGCUUCGGGGAGAUGUGUAAGGAAUGUGCGAGCAAGAACUUGGCUCAGGAGGGUUAUUGGAGCAUUUUGAGUGAAUUGUUAGACACAGAUCUUAACUGGAGUCGCAUCAUUGCCUUAUUCGCUUUUGCUGGGGCAUUGUCGGUAGACCGAAUGCGGUCGAAUUGCCACGGGGACGUAGAGAAUAUCCAGGACUGGACGUGCAAGUUCAUGAGAAAACACGUAGAACAAUGGGUUGACAAAAAUAACGGCUGGAAUGGACUGAUAGAAUUCCACAACAAACCAGAUGAGAAGCAGAAUGGUGGAUGGGGCUCUCUGUUUGUGAGCGCGUUCAGUGCUGCGUGCCUGCGAGUGCUUCUCCCAAACCAUUGUUAAGCCCAACGUUUAGAUCUCUGUUUCAAAUAUUGUCGUUGUCUGCUUUUCGUAAGAGAGAAAUAAAUCAAAGCAUCUGUGACCGUGGUCCGACAAUGACCGACUGCGUGUACUUCGGGUUCGUGCAAGCUGAAUGUUUUUACUAUUUAUAUAUCUUAUUUUCGAAGCUAUCGGAAUUGAAUCCAAACUUCGUUUAGUUUAUUUUUUGCUGGCAGAUCAUCUAUUUCGUAAUUGAUCUGAAUGCUACGCGUGACAAGAAAGAUGCCGUGAGAUGUGUACUACUCCAGUAUCGUUGCGUAGGCUUGAAUCAUUGAUUUCCCUCGAACAAUUAUAACACAUACAUUGUCACUAGACAUUUGAACUGGAAAAAAAUCGAUUUCAGUUUGUAAGUUUUAUCAAACCAUUGAUGCUAUCUAAGAGAAAAGUUUGUAUAUAUGUUUCUGGCAUAUGUGUGAUUGUCUAUAUGGCAGCAGAGAGAUCUUCUAGUCUUCAUUUUCUGACAUUGUAUAUACAUGUAUUUUCAUUAAUCCAUUAUUAUAUUGCCAGCUUGAAUUGUUGUUUAAUCAUUUAAGAGAUGAAUUUUCUUUUUUUUAAAUGUAGAUUUAUCGAAAUUAUAAAAUAAAAUACAAUAACGA
Messenger RNA from Dreissena polymorpha, 1367 nucleotides. RefSeq names its product bcl-2-like protein 1. Gene Ontology annotation, biological process: intrinsic apoptotic signaling pathway in response to DNA damage; regulation of apoptotic process; extrinsic apoptotic signaling pathway in absence of ligand. The transcript is spliced from 2 exons. Bases 187 to 735 code for a protein of 182 amino acids. Gene Ontology annotation, molecular function: protein homodimerization activity; protein heterodimerization activity. NCBI's taxonomy places the organism in Eukaryota, Metazoa, Mollusca, Bivalvia, Myida, Dreissenidae. The record is from RefSeq and is a predicted model, not a curated record. Gene Ontology annotation, cellular component: mitochondrial outer membrane.